Messenger RNA from Camellia sinensis, 1873 nucleotides. The record is from RefSeq and is a predicted model, not a curated record. NCBI's taxonomy places the organism in Eukaryota, Viridiplantae, Streptophyta, Magnoliopsida, Ericales, Theaceae.
CCUACUAAUCUGGAGAAAAUAUUAAAGAUUGACCUAGAACAGCAAGUCAACCAAGAAAUGUAUGCAUAUAUAUGUGUUUGAUUAGGGCUGGAUCCAUGUCACAGCUAAACAAUAGAAGAGACAGAAAGAGAGAGAAAAAGAAAGAAUGAGCCACAGAGAGGGAGAGGAGGAGAGUGGAGGAGGGAGAGUGGAACAGAAGCUCCAGGAGCUCCAUGAGGCGAUAGUUGAAGGGAAUAAUAAAUUAGAAGCAUUCAAAGAAAUAUUGAAUGAAGAUCCAAAGAUUCUUGAUAGGAUUAAGGUGGGUUGUUUCAUUCACACUCCUCUGCACGUAGCAGCGUACCACGGGCAUUUAGAAUUUGUCAAAGAAAUUCUAAAGAGAAGUCCGGGGCUUGUUGAAGUGCAGGAUUCGCGACGAUGGUCUCCUCUUCACGUGGCAUCCGCUCGGGGCCAUCUUGACAUUGUACAGGCACUUGUAUCGGAGAAUCCGGAUAUGUGCACAGCUCUUGAUGGAGAUGCUAGAACCCCUCUACAUCUUGCAGCCAUGAAAGGUAACCUUGAUGUCUUGAAAAUGUUGUUUGAAGCCAGCCUCUAUGGUCCCCAUGAGUUGAUGAAUGUUAAGGAUGUUGCUGGUAACACCAUAUUGCAUCUAGCUGUCAGGAAUAAAAAAUUGCAGGUUGUGGACUAUUUGCUUAAGAAAAUAGAAAAAGCUGAAAAGACAGAAAACAGAAUAAAAGCAGUAAAUGCAAUAAACAAUUGUGGGUACACAGCAUAUGACAUUGUAAUGGACAGUAAAAAUGAGCAGGAAUUCAAAGACAUUAAAGUCUCCUUUCGAAAAGUGAAAGCAAUGCAAGCAAAAGAUCUUUCUCAAGGUGACUGGCUGUCAAAAAAACGAGACAUAUUAAUGGUCGUGGCAUCACUUAUCGCGACAAUGGCUUUCCAAGCUGGGAUAAAUCCUCCAGGAGGUUUCUGGCCAGACAAUGCAGCUCUACAUAGAGCAGGGGAAGCUAUAAUGGCUUAUAACUAUCCAAAUACAUAUCCGUAUUUCAUUCGUGCUAACACGACAGGAUUCGUUGCAUCUGUGAGUACAAUCUUAUUGCUCGUUACUGGAUGGCCGUUCAAGAAAAAGUUUUUCAUGUGGCUUCUGGUCGUGAUCAUGUGGGUGACAAUUACAUCAAUUGCUUUUACUUAUGCAUUUUCAAUCGUAGUUGUCUCUCCGAAAGGGGAAAGGGAACCACUUUUUCAUACAAUUGUAGUUGGAGCCAUAGUGUGGUGCUGUGUGAUGGCGAGCCUCCUCAUAGCUCACGCAAUUCGCGUCAAUUGGUGGUUGAAGACCAACAAAGGAAUAAAUGUUUGGCCACAGAUUAAAGAUUUCUUCAAAUCCAAAACAAGUAGACAAGGUACAAAUUCAAUUAAUGGUGAUGUUAAUCAAAUUUAGCUAAGUGGACAAGGCCUACAACAAUCAAGUAAUGGUGAAGUUCUUCAAAUUCAACUCAAGUAGACAAGGCAUGCAACAAUAAAGAGGAGAUAUAAAUUCAUUUAAUGGUAACCAUUCUACCGUUUGGGCUUUAUGUUUAAUGUGUGAGUUUCUAUUUUUACAAAGAGAAAUGUUUGAGAGCGCUAGGGAGAGAGCUCUAAUAGCUCUAAUUUGUGUGUGGAUCCUAUUUGAUGUGAUGCAUUGGCUUUGUUUUGUUUUGGUUUUUUUUUCUUUUUUUUUUUUUUUUUUUUUGAUUUUUUACAUCACUAGAGUUCAACUAGAGCUCUAGUUUUAGGGGAAUGAAUCACUGUUUUUUUUAGAAAUUUACAAUGUGGACCCUUUAAAAUGGUGCACAUCUGUAAAAAGUUGUGUUUUUUUAUGAUGAAUGUUAUAAUUGUU